GCUGCAGGAUUCCAUCACUCUUAGCAACCGUUGUUGAGUUACCACGGAAACGCUCUGCUUCUCCUUUGUCCUCCUCAAUCGCUCUCCUCUCCUCCCUCUCUUGCUCUCUCUCUCCCCCUCUCUCCAUCCUGUCUUUACUGCUGGUCGACUUCCGCAAUGCUCUGGGACAUUCAGCUGGAUCAUUUUUCCGCCGCAGCGCCGGACUGCAGAGCUGAGCUGGAGGAAGUCGUCAGCUGAUCACUUUGUUUACCCGUGUCUCCUGCUCGUCAACUAAAACCCUACACUUUGACCUUUAACCCCCUCCUGAAGGACCACAUCAGAGGUCGUUGUUCUGGAUUGGCAGGGCUGACAGGUGACAUCACAGGAAGUUCGAUGAAGUUUUAUCAACCCCAAACAGGUUUGAUCAGCCUCUAUGUUUUCACAACUCCGUCAGUCUGAGAGACGUCCGGACGCUUCUCAGAGACUAAACUCUGCCCAGUGAGCGCACCACCCACUCCUUCUCCUCCUCCUCACCCGCAGAGAGAUGAACGAGGAGGUGGAGGAGUCGCAGCAGCAGGAGGAGCAGGAAGUGGAGGAGGAAGUGCAGCAACAGGAAGACAGACCGACGAAGGAGGAGGAGCUAAAGAACGAGGAGGAGGAGGUGCAGCAGGAGGAUUUGCAGGAAAAGGAGAAGGAGGAGGAGGAGAAGGUGGAGGCUGAGGAGAUGCAACAGGAAGAGGAAGUGCAAUGUGAGGGAGAGGUGCAACAGGAGGAAGGUGAGGUGCAGCAGCAGACUGAGGAUGAGCAGGAGUUAGAGGAGGUGCAGCAGGAAGAGGAAGUGCAAUGUGAGGAGGUGCAACAGGACCAAGGUGAGGAGCAGCAAGAGGAGACGGUCCAGCAGGAGGAGGCGCAGACUGAGGAGAUGCUACAGACCGUGGAACAGCAGACGCUGGUGCAGCAGCAGACGGAGGAGGUGCAGCAGCAGCAGACAGACUUUGUAGAUCCUCUGGAGCAGAGCCACAACAACCAGGUCCUGAUCCGACUGAGAGGAAUGCAGAAAUAUAAAAGUACAUCGCUGAGGCUGAAGGGGGUCCUGGACCAGAUGGACCGCGGCGUCGUGGACCUGCAGGAACUCCGCAGGAACCUGGAGCUCGCUGCGGCCAUGUUGGAUUCUGUUUACACAGACGAGACCAGCCGGCUACUCUGCAUGCCCCCGAGGACGCUCCCCGCUUCCCUGCCGGCGGAGUCGGUGCCCAGGGAGGUACGUGAUUGGCUGGCGUGUACCUUCACCAGGAAGAUGGGCGUGGCCAAGCGUCGGCCCGAGGAGAAGCCGAGAUUCCGGAGCAUCGUCCACGCAGUGCAGGCCGGGAUCUUUGUAGAGAGGAUGUACAGACGGACGUCCACCAUGGCGGGUCUGACCUAUCCUCCCACGGCUUUGACAGCUCUGAAGGAAGUGGAUCAGUGGUCGUUUGAUGUUUUCUCCUUCCACGAGGCCACGGGAGACCACGCCCUCAAGUUCCUGGUCUACGACCUGCUGACCCGCUAUGACCUCGUCAACCGGUUCAGGAUCCCAGUCCAGGCUCUGGUGCAGUUUGUCGAAGCUCUGGAGAACGGCUACAGCAAACACAGGAACCCCUACCACAACCUGACCCACGCCGCCGAUGUCACGCAGACCGCCCACUUCCUGAUGCUGCACACUGGACUGAUGCACUGGCUCAGCGAGCUGGAGAUUCUCGCGAUGGUUUUCGCUGCAGCGAUUCACGACUUCGAACACACAGGAACCACCAACAACUUCCACAUCCACGCCAGGUCGGAGGUGGCCAUUUUCUACAACGACAGGUCGGUGCUGGAGAACCAUCACAUCAGCGCCGCCUACAGGCUGAUGGCAGAGGAGGACAUGAACAUCCUGGUCAACCUGAACAAGGACGACUGGAGGGAGCUGAGGUCUCUGGUGAUAGAGAUGGUGAUGUCCACAGACAUGUCCUGUCACUUCCAGCAGAUCAAGACCAUGAGAAACACCCUGACCCAGACACACAGCAUAGACAAAGUGAAGGUUUUGUCUCUGAUGCUUCACGCUGCAGACAUCAGUCAUCCAGCCAAAGCCUGGCCGCUGCACCACCGCUGGACUCACAGUCUGAUGGAGGAGUUCUUCAGACAGGGAGAUAAAGAGGUGGAGCUCGGACUUCCCUUCUCUCCUCUCUGUGACCGCAAAGCUACCAUGAUCGCCCAAUCACAGAUAGGUUUCAUCGAUUUCAUCGUGGAGCCGACCUUCAGCGUUCUGAUCGACACGACAGAGAAGGUGAUUGGUCCUCUGAUAGACGAGGACAGGAAGGCCAGAGAAAGUGGAAACAGGAAGUCCAGUUUGACAGGAAGUGGCUCCGUCACGGUGGAGUCGGUGCAGAGACACAGCAGCGGUCGCUACGGGAACAGCGAUGACGGACAGAUGGACUUUUCUCUGACCGCCAUCGACCUGCCGGCUCUGAGGUUCCACCUGUCAGGCGUCAUCGCCAGCAACAAGGACCGCUGGAAAGAGCUGUCCGUGCACGAGCUGGCCAAUAAGGAGCAAGAGGAACAAGAGAAGGCGGAGUCCAACUCAGACGUCCAGUCUGACGGACACACCUCAGACCAAUCACAGGACUCGGAUGGCUCCCCGCCUGAUGAGACACACGAUGACGCGUCGCCUGAAGAUCACCUGACCUGCAACGGGGCGGGGUUAGGCGACGAGGAGGAGAAGGACGACGACGAUGAAAUGCCUGAAAACGCCUGACGACGCUCGGCGGCCGACUCACCACUGUACCUGGCCGUGGCAGGUCACCAUGGCAACAGGUGGCGCGGGGCAGCGACGACGCGGGUUCAGACUCGUCUGUUUGAGCUGCAGCGACCGCAACCAGGCCACCGGACCUUAUGUUUACAACCGACCGUGAAUAAAGUGACAACAUUCAUCCGAUCACAGUUUCAUGGUCCAUUCACAGUGUUGACGUGUUGUGUGGUUUUAUUAGAGACUCGGAGGAACAAUGUCUGGUAAAUAAAGUGGAAAUAUUUAACUAUGAAUUGAAAAUAAAGAGCAACAGGUGAAAACCA
Messenger RNA from Scophthalmus maximus (turbot), 3060 nucleotides. RefSeq names its product calcium/calmodulin-dependent 3',5'-cyclic nucleotide phosphodiesterase 1A. Gene Ontology annotation, molecular function: 3',5'-cyclic-nucleotide phosphodiesterase activity. The record is from RefSeq and is a predicted model, not a curated record. Lineage: Eukaryota; Metazoa; Chordata; Actinopteri; Pleuronectiformes; Scophthalmidae. Gene Ontology annotation, biological process: signal transduction.